CUAAAACAUCUUCAUUUUUAGUUUCAUCAAUAAUAUGACAGCCAUGAAAAGAAGUAGAGAAGAUGAUAUGCAAAUUGAAGAAGAGGCCGUGGCUAACUUAAUGCUUUGGUCUCGUUUCAACAACACUUCUUCAUCAUCACAUCAUAUUCACAUUAAUGAUUUUGAAUGCAAGACUUGUAAUAAACGAUUUUCGUCUUUUCAAGCCUUAGGAGGUCAUCGUGCAAGUCAUAAUAAACGAUCAAGAUUAUUCGGAGAGUUUCUUGUUCAAACCAAUAAAAAGAAUAAGAUGCAUAAAUGCUCUAUUUGUGGUAUGGAGUUUUCUUUGGGUCAAGCUUUAGGUGGACACAUGAGGCGUCAUCGUGAUGAAAUUAAUAAAACUGCAGCUCAUGAACAGACGAUGAUUCCGAUUUUGAAGAAGUCAAAUAGCAUCAAGAGGAUUUUUUGUUUGGAUUUAAACUUAACCCCUCGUGAUGAUAAUGUUGAUUUCAAGUUAUGGCCGAUGGCACCAAUUGCAUCUCCUGUUUUGAGAACUUUUAUUUAAGUCAGCUUUUAAUUCGUUGUUA
This is a messenger RNA of Solanum stenotomum, 563 nucleotides long. Its product is annotated as zinc finger protein ZAT11-like. Lineage: Eukaryota; Viridiplantae; Streptophyta; Magnoliopsida; Solanales; Solanaceae. The record is from RefSeq and is a predicted model, not a curated record. The coding region runs from base 35 to 541 and encodes 168 amino acids. The transcript has a single exon.